UGUUCCUCAAAUACCCUUUGCAGUGCUCUAAGGAUCAUCCUUUUCAAUCGCUCGUCUCGUUCUGGGGAUGAAAAAGCUUCUUUCUAUCUUUAUCUGAAAAAAAGGGCUUUUCAGAGACGAUUAAUGGUGGGUUUUUCCCUAUAGGCUUCCGUAUACGCGGUAUUCAUAAAAGAGGGAGCAAUCAUGGAAUGAAAUUUUCUGUGGAUUGGGCGCAAUCCAGCGGCCAUACGAUGGAAGAUUGCAACAUGGUCACUGAAACUGAUGGAAGAAAUGGGGCUGGCCCUGCAUAUGAAUUUUCAUUCUAUUAUAUUGAUGAUAAAACUUCUUUGGAAAAUGAACCUGUAUACAUUGAUAAAGAUGACAGGUUUAUUCAGGAUUAUAGAUUUGAUGUCUCUAAGUUGGAACCUUCAGCUGCACAGGUAAUGAAGUGUGAAGUUCCCAUGCAUCUCUUCCAGGCCACCCAUGAGGCCUGGAAGGAUAUAGAUAUUGAUUUCAAGUUUCAGGAUCAGGUGGAAAAACUUAUUCCCAGAUCUUUGGGGAAGCUAGCUUUGAUUCGUUUGUCCAUCCAAGUUUUUCUGUUUGCUUGCAUAGCCCUUGAGGAAAUGCUCACAGUAAUUAACCUCAGGUAUGCAUCUCUAUCACAAACAGGAAUUUUCCUUACAGGUUGUGCCUUAAAAAUACACAGAUCUACUCACCUUACAUAGCUGCAGCAUUAGCAUUCACACACCUGUGUUACAAGGUAAAUGUAGAAUAAUGAUUCAGUGCAUAUUUUAGGAGAGAGGUCUCUCUCAUUUUGAUGGUCUUGCAAGCAGGGUCAAGAAAUAUACUACCACAAACUUCACAGUUAAGUGGUAUUGCCUUUGUCCUUCAAAGGGGAGGGCAAGGAGUUCAACCCACCCUUAAAAAAAAAAAAAUUUCAGGGUGGGGUGAAGAAAUUGUUGUCUUAUAUGAUUAUUUGUAUUUUUAUGGAUAUGAAUGUAUUUCAAAGCCUAUACUUUAUUUGUGGCUGAUUAAUCUUAAAUUUUUAAUGAAAUGCUUUUUUUAUUU
This is a messenger RNA of Phalaenopsis equestris, 1047 nucleotides long. Its product is annotated as 3-isopropylmalate dehydratase large subunit, chloroplastic-like. Lineage: Eukaryota; Viridiplantae; Streptophyta; Magnoliopsida; Asparagales; Orchidaceae. The record is from RefSeq and is a predicted model, not a curated record. Bases 189 to 704 code for a protein of 171 amino acids. The transcript is spliced from 9 exons.